Molecule: messenger RNA, 981 nt
Organism: Saprolegnia parasitica CBS 223.65
Lineage: Eukaryota; Oomycota; Saprolegniomycetes; Saprolegniales; Saprolegniaceae
Exons: 5
Coding region: 1-945 (314 amino acids)
Biological process (GO): mitochondrial transport; carnitine transmembrane transport
Cellular component (GO): mitochondrial envelope
Molecular function (GO): O-acyl-L-carnitine transmembrane transporter activity
Source: RefSeq, a predicted model, not a curated record
AUGGCCAACGACACGAAGGCAGAAGCCCAAGGCAGCACGCCGCUCAAGUCGUUCCUCUCGGGCGGCUUUGGCGGCAUGUGCCUCGUCGCCGCCGGCCACCCGCUCGACUUGAUCAAAGUCAACAUGCAGACGAUGCCUGCGCCCAAAGCCGGCGAGGCGCCCAUGUACGCGAGCGCGGUCGAUUGUGCGCGCAAGAUUGUGGCCAAGGACGGGCCGCGUGGGCUCUACCGUGGUCUGGUCGCGCCGUUGGCCACGAUCACGCCGAUCUUUGCCACGUACUUUUGGGGCUACGACCUCGGUGCGCUCAUUGCGCGCAAGGCCGCGGGGAUGGCGGACGACGAGAAGCUUUCGAUGAGCCAAAUCAUCUUUGCCGGUGGCUUCUCGGCGAUCCCAACCACUGUCGUCAUGUCGCCCGGCGAGCGCAUCAAGUGCUUGCUCCAGAUCCAAGCGCAAGCCGUCGCGAGAGGCGAACCGCCGCAGUACAAGGGCAUGGUCGACUGCGCGUCGCAGAUCUACCGCACGGGCGGGCUCUCGAGUCUCAUGCGGGGCUGGGAAGCGACGCUUUUGCGGGACAUCCCGGGCUCGGUCGGCUACUUUGGCGGCUACGAAGGCUUCAAGCGGCUCCUGACGCCGACGGGCACGAGCACGGACGACCUCAGUGCGCUCCGCAUCUUCUUUGCCGGCUGCAUGGGCGGCGUCAUCAACUGGAUCAUCGCGAUCCCGCCCGAUGUUAUCAAAUCGCGCAUCCAGACGGCCCCCGACGGGUUCUACACAGGGUCGGGCAUUGUCGAUGCGUACAAGCACUUGGUCACGACCGAGGGCCAUGCCGCGCUCUUUAAGGGCAUGGGCCCGGCCAUGGCCCGCGCAUUUCCAGCCAACGCCGCCUGCUUCCUUGGCAUGGAAUUUUCCAAGAAGCUGCUCACGGCCAUGGGACUAAACUUUUAGUUAGUAGUUUUAGCAUAAAUACAUUUUCUAUUGUCG